This is a messenger RNA of Dendroctonus ponderosae (mountain pine beetle), 1944 nucleotides long. RefSeq names its product zinc finger protein ZFP2. Bases 413 to 1816 code for a protein of 467 amino acids. The transcript has 7 exons. The record is from RefSeq and is a predicted model, not a curated record. NCBI's taxonomy places the organism in Eukaryota, Metazoa, Arthropoda, Insecta, Coleoptera, Curculionidae.
CUUCAAAAAUCCUAGUGCAUGGUUAAUUAAAUCAUGACUGUUUGCAUGGAGAAACAUCAAGUCUAAAUACUGGGAAAUCAAGCAUUUUUAUUUAGUUUGCGUUAUAUUUAAAAUUGUUGCCACCAUGCCAUUAAAAGUGUCUCGGUAGAAUUAGCACAUAAAAACGUUGAAAAGUUAGAUAUUUCUCCCAUCCAGCAUCCAAAAAACCGCGACAUUGCGACAAUAAUCCAGCCGGUAUUAACAAUAUAUCAAAUAAAACUUGGCAAAAUCUUAACAAAAAUCCAGGUUCCUAAAUUUAGCCCAGUGGCCGCUAAACGCGCGCUUCCAUGCGACUUAAAAAUAGCUCAGAAAAUUAAUAAACAUCUCUCGUGUUCCACAAGAGGUUUGCUCUGCGGUGGGAAAAAUCGGGAAAAUGUUGUUAUCGUGCCCCUUGUGCUCCAAGCCCCAUUUCGAAGGGGUGGAUUCCCUGCGGACGACCUUAGUCAAUGUUGCCACGGCCCCGUUGACCUGUCCAGUUUGCCAGGAAACGCUCAAGGGCUUGGACAAGUUAACAAUCCAUCUAUUUGGACACGUUAAUAGUGCGGCUAUUUCCUCCAAAGGCUACAGCCUUAGUGCCUGUGAAGAUCAAAGCCUUAACGCAGUGAAACUUGAUCAUCUGAGCACAACCACCGAAGAAGAUUCAAGCCCUGCCCUGGUCACAUUGCCAAGCCCUUCAGAGUUAGUAAGCGUUCAGAGUGAGGAAGUGCUGGCCUGCGAUAUCUGCAGCUUUACCUUCAUGGACAGGAAUAUUUUGGAAAUGCACCAACAACUGCUGCACCAAACGUCUGCAGAUGAAAAGACUGGGAAGUGCAGUUAUCAUUGCCAUUUGUGCAGCAAACGAUUCAGGAUGAGAGGCAGUCUUAUGGUGCAUCUUCGAGUUGCUCACUACGGCUUCACCAACCAUAUAAAUCUGCCUCCCGAUUUGCUGAAUAGAGCCGAAAGUGGUUUAAGCGACUCACUGGAACCAGACGGGAUGAAUAAGAGUCUCAGGGCGCAAGAUUUUAAGCAAUGGAGCUGCGAUGUGUGCGCCAAAAUGUUCACAACGAAGUAUUUUCUGAAGAAACACAAACGAUUGCAUACUGGUGAAAUGCCGUAUUCUUGCACAAUCUGCAAUAAGUCCUUUACAUUUCAACAGUCCUACCACAAGCACAUGCUCUAUCAUUCCUCCGAGAAACCGUACGUUUGCAACGAAUGUGGGCGGGCGUUUAAGGAACAUUCCACUUUGCAGAAUCACGCAAGGAUUCAUUCUGGAGAGCGUCCGUUUGGAUGUGAUAUAUGCGGCAAACGGUUUCGUCAACGAGUUUCCUACUUGGUCCAUACGCGCAUUCACACCGGCGUUAUGCCCUAUAAAUGCACAGCAUGCCAAAAGAGUUUUCGCUACAAAGUGAGCCAGAGGUCCCAUAAGUGUCCCAUGAAUCCACCAGGCUCGGUGAUCCGAAUUGCAGAUAAUGAGGCUUCAAGUGGACCCAAUUUUGCCCCAUUAAUUGCGCCUGCAGAAAGCAGCAAAAUCCCCAACUGUAUUAUGUCGGUGGAUUACGAGACUGGGAACAUUAAUUUGAUUCGGGGCGAUUUACGUGAUGCGCCAGAAAACACCUUGAAUAACGUAGAUUGUUUGAAGAAUCAACGAGAUAUUUACUCGGGUGUGAUAUCGCCAAUUCUAAACGAAGUUGAGUCACUUUGUCUGGACAACCGAUCUCCGAUUCACCAUCCGACUGCGCCAAUCGAGGACAACAUGCAAAUUAUCAGAGACAAAUGUUUGGAGGAAUUGUUUCAAUAAAUUAUUACUGCCCAAUUAUGUCCUUCUAAGGUGAAGGGGUGCACAGGUGGGUUCAAAUUAGAGAAGGUUCAAUCGGUUAAAGUCCAUGAAAUAUGUAUUAAAAGUUCAUAAAUACCUACUUAACAUUA